Molecule: messenger RNA, 2673 nt
Organism: Amphibalanus amphitrite
Lineage: Eukaryota; Metazoa; Arthropoda; Thecostraca; Balanomorpha; Balanidae
Exons: 3
Coding region: 315-1700 (461 amino acids)
Source: RefSeq, a predicted model, not a curated record
AACUAUAUGAAAAGGCCGUCUCGGAACCGCAAUCUUUAUCAGGAUCCUGGUGAAGUCCCGUGCCGGGCUAGCCUACGCCGUCCGAUACAAAGGUAUCGGCGCAGUGAAGUGCACGUCAGAUAGCACCAAUCCGUCGGGCGCAAUGAUAACAGCUCAGCAAAGUAGGGUGUCACAGAGGCAGUCAUAACCGACCCCUGGGCACUGACCGAGAGCCAGCCGUCAAUUUAACCGUCCACGACCAAAUCAGAAGACGGUGACGUCUCGGACGGGACGCUGUUUCGACUGGCUCGGCUCUGGUCUGGCUCGGCGGCACCAUGAGGUCACCGGUCGGGCUGAGGACGCUGUGGCUGCUGGGGCUGCCGCUGCUGCUGCCGGCCCCGGCGCUGACCGGGUCCGUGGGUCGCCGCAGCCCGGGGCCGGCCGUGUGCGAGAUCGCGGUCUGCUCGGUCCGGCCCUCGUGCGCCAACGCGCGGAGCGUCAGCUGCCCGUCGCCGGGAAAUGAGACGAUGACUCUGCAUCAAGACUUCUUUCCGACGGGCGUUCUGUCGGUGAACAUCAGCGGCUGGAGCCACGUCAUUAUCGACGAGGGCGCCAUCAAGAGCCUCCACUCUCUGGUCAACUUCACCAUCAGCCACGCUCAGCGGCUGGACAUCGAGAGUCAUGGCAUGGCAUCGCACAGUAACAACAGCCUGCGCCUUGUUAGGUUUGAAAACAUCGCAUCACUCCAUGUCAAGACGGGAUCGUUUGCUGGUCACUGGGAAUCACAAACGGCGAUUCAGAUGCACCACAUUGGACAUCUUGAUGUUGAAUCCAGAGCCUUCGACUAUCACCAGGCUGAGGAAGCCGACGAUCACCGGGCUGAGGAGGGUCCCAGUUUCCUGCUGCAGUAUGUGAAGAUGCUGAACUUGGAGUCCAGCUGGAUAACAGGCUCAGUUUUCGAAUACGUGAUGAACAAUGUCACCAUGGAUGUUUGCCAUGAGGAGAGUUUCGGUGGACGUGCCUUCUUCAGCGAGUGGAACAAUGUGACAAUUGGCAAUAUAAGUAACAAAUGCUUCCACAGUCGCAAUGACAUGGCGUCUUUCGUCAUUCGCAAUCUUCUUGUGAAAGGUGACAUGCACCCCUACGCAUUUUCCGGCGCAGUGAAUGAACUGAUCAUCUGGGAUAGUUAUUUUGACGUUGUGCAGAGCAAGAGUUUCAACAUGACAGUUUGCACAAUGCAGGUCAUCGGCUCACGCAUUCGGGAACUGCAGCCAGAAGGCCUAUGUGUGUCGGUAAAGGAGAUUCUUCGUCUCGAGACAACACGAAUUGAUCAUAUUCACAAGGACGCCUUGGUCAGGAUCACAGUCGACGAAAGCAUCAAGGAGCUGGAUCCACUGCUUACCCUGGACAAGCUGACCAUCGUCAAGGCGGACGCCGGCUCCAUGUCCCUGUCCAGGUGUGCCAAGGUGCGGAUGAUCUGGCUGGACAUGCUGUACCCCUGGCCGCGCAUCUGCCCCGCCUACAAGUGGGUGCAGUGGCUGACGGAGGGAGGCGUCGACCGCCAGCUGGGCCAGUACCAGUACCAGCUGUUCCUGCAACUGAUCCGCCGGCGCAUGUGUUCCGGCGAGAACCUCAUCAGGCUCCCGCGGCUGGUGGAGGACCCGGAGUGCGCGAGUCACAGCCGCGCCUUCAGCGGCGCCGCCCCGGGCCGGGUCGGCUAGGACACCCUCAUACAUAGGGAGACUAGAUAGACACCAAGGGCAUUUCAAAUCAGAGAUGAAUCAGGGGUCAUUAACUUCAGUGCUUUGUGAGAAUUGAUUGCUUUGCAUAACACUGCUUUGAUGCGUGUGUCAGGCUGAUUAGGUAUAGUCAGAUAUACAUGAGAGUAAAUUGCACACAGCGGGUCGUCCCGGUACCAGCAGUGGAGUACCUACUCGUACCUACUGUCGGACAUGUGUGUUGUGAACUUCGCCAGGUGUUAACUUCACGUGACUCAUCGGCUCGGCUCGACUCAGUGACUCAGCUACUCGACUCGACUCAAAGACUAUUUCUGAGCACCGGGUCGAUGUACGCCUUCUGGUGCACCCGAGUAGCGGCAAAAGUUCUCCGGCGGUGUUACCUUGUGCUACCUGCAGCUAGUGUCACAUUUGUAAUAGAUUGGAAAUAGUGUGUGGGUGCUGCGAGUGCGGAUGGAUCGCGCUGCAUGCUAGCAGAAAAUUAAGAUGAAAACGAUUGGUCAAUAAUUACAUUGCAUUGUUCUGUGCGUUAUGGACAUUCGUGCACAGGCCACAGACACACUACGUUCGACUAUUAGUAUUACCCACUCCAGUCGACUCGCUUUGUUUUAUCAUCUCGCCCAUGCUUUGGGUCACCUACGAAUCAUACCUACAUCAUUAGCGUUGUAAAUGUGACGUUUAUCUUGAUUGCUAUUUAUUACCUGUGUCCUGUCUUGAUACGCCAAGUUGUAACUUCCCUCAUGACAAAUCAAGUGUUCGCUUUCAGUAUUAGUCAUAGUUUAAAAGCAGUGCUCCUGACUAAUAAAUAAACACAAAUAAUCGGCUAUUGAUGUGUGCUGACUGCUGACGCCAUGCUGUAUCCAAGAAGCAAACUUAUCAGUACUAGUUUUCCCUCUAAAUAUGGCAGCAAUACCUGGUCCGAGUUGAAAGCGUGUUCGAUACAAACAAUGCCUCACAA